UUGUAAAGGACUCGUGAUCCUAAUUAAGACUGCCGCUUUGAUCAGAUUAUCGAUCUUCUCUUUUUUUUUUCCCCAUCAUUUUGAUUCUCUCUUUCCGUUUCCAUUAUAUAUAUCAAAACACAAAACCACCAAUUAAUUCAACUAAAUGGGUUCAUUUGUAGGCGCUCGAGCUGCGACGACGACGGCCACGUCCGUACUGCUUCUCUGCCUGUUGUCCGCCGCCGCGGCGGUGGACACGAGCUAUGAAUCCGGGUGGUGCAACGAGGAGGAGUACGCGACGGCGGACCCUUACGCUCGCUCCGUGGAGGACAUGCUGGCCGACCUGCAGGAGAUUGCUGAAUUCUUCCCGGUGAUUAACGGCACGCUGGUCGUUGACGACGGCGGCGGCGGACCAAGCCCUUGCUACGGUUCGCGGACAUGUUCCUGUACAAACGAUUGGCUUUAUGUUCCCCGAUGUCAGUCCUGUUUCGUUGAAGCAGUGAAGCAGCUCCGAUCGAGAUGCCGGCCGCAUAGAAUUGGUGCCCAGAUUGCUCUCAAGGAUUGCUCCGUUCGGUACGAGAAUGUCUGCUUCUUCUAGUCCAAUUUUGGGCUUGACAGAUCUUCAUGAAAUAAAGCCCGUUGAUUUUAUAGCCAUGUCAUGUGGUUCCAAUUUUAUAACUAGGGUUUGUUUACUUUCAUUUUCGUUUUUUGUUUUUGAGAAAAUAGAUGUUGAAAACAUGUGAAAACAACAUUUUGUCGUUUCCGAAAACAGCAGGAAGUUGCCACUUUCUGUUUUCAUAGUUGGAAACGAAUAGAAAACAGAAUGAAAAGUAAACAAAUUUUCUCGUUUCGGUUGCCAAAUUUAUGACAUGAAAACAGAAAACAGGAAAUGAAAAGUAAACAAAUUUUCUAGUUAAAACGAGAGAUACAAACUUAUUAAGAAAAAUAGAGACUAUAAACACUUGUUAGAGACCAUAAACACUUGUUAAUCUCAAUCAUCGAAAUCUGUCACACAGUUGAAUUAAAAAACAACUUAUUUUUUGAGGUCGGUGUCACACAGGGAGGGACUCUUGAGAAUAUUUUUAGGAAAGGUACGUUUUGGGGAAUUAAUAUUUAUAUUUUAGACAUUAUUUAUAAUAUAUCAUCAAUCCAAAUCCAAUGAUUAAUAUUAGGUGAUAGAAUACAAAUUUAAGAGAAAAGUGAAAAUAAAUAAAUCCUCUUACCAUUCUAGGUGUAAUGUUUUCCAUACUUUUCUUCCAACUAAUAUCCAAGGUUCAACAAGGGGCUAGACAAGUGUUGGGGUCAUGCCUAUCACCUAGGAUGCCUAGACGUUGAAAGCGGAAAUAACAAUUUUCAUUAGAAAUAACAAUUUUAUAGAAAUUCUUACUUAUGUUUCAUUUCAAAUGAUUAAUUUAUAACUCAGCAAAGUCUCAACGGCAAUAAUAUAUAUGUAUUGCUUUGAAAAUGAGACCAAGGCAGUGGGUUGGGUCGAUGGGAGCUGGAAAAAAUGGAAUACGUUGGCACUCGACGACGAAAAGCAAGGGAGCAAGCCAAGUCGACCAGAGUUGGAUAACAAUUGAAGAAGUUGUGGCCUAGUGGGUUGUAACUUGUGACUGCUUUGCGUUCAAUGACGGAGGAGAACAGUACAUGAGUUGUAACCUGCUAGACAUAGGUGAUGAUGAAAGGGGAGAGACCACUCUAGUUUUUUGAGUUGUGAGUCGAGUAUUGAGAGUUCGAUUUUGCCCGAAAAUUGGAUUCCAAUUUCCAAAUCGAGAAAGAAAGUGCGAGUAAAGACGUGUCACAUACAUGGCUCUAAAAAAAUUUAUUACUCACCAAAAUUAAUGAAUCAACUUGUAAUUUCUCUCAAAUGAAACAUCAAUUUACAGAGAGAAAGGGGGCCCCACUUAGUUGUACACUAUUAUGAUAAUAUACACACGACGACGACACAGUUGUGCUUGAUUUUCUUCACGUCUCCACAUAGCAAUUUCCUACUACUCAGAUGUAGCCAUCAGACCCAAAAAGGGACAAGUGAUAACUAACUCACCCCAAUCUAGAACAAUCUUUUGAAUGCCCAUUUUCUACUACUUCAAAUCAAUAAAAGAAGAAAGAAAAUCACAACAUUUUC
This is a messenger RNA of Linum trigynum, 2104 nucleotides long. The record is from the annotation of a GenBank genome assembly. Lineage: Eukaryota; Viridiplantae; Streptophyta; Magnoliopsida; Malpighiales; Linaceae.